Molecule: messenger RNA, 3079 nt
Organism: Monomorium pharaonis (pharaoh ant)
Lineage: Eukaryota; Metazoa; Arthropoda; Insecta; Hymenoptera; Formicidae
Product: neuropeptide CCHamide-2 receptor
Exons: 8
Coding region: 683-1990 (435 amino acids)
Biological process (GO): G protein-coupled receptor signaling pathway
Cellular component (GO): membrane
Molecular function (GO): G protein-coupled peptide receptor activity
Source: RefSeq, a predicted model, not a curated record
GUAUGUACUGUAAUUGUACACCAAAUUUGUCAUUGUUAAUUACUUUUUCCUUGAAAAAGGGUGCUAUAUGCACCCUAAAAAUAAAGUGAUAAAGUGAGAAAUUCGAAGAGUAUGAAGUAAAGGGAGAAAGAUGGAAGCUUGGCAUUUUGCGACUGCGUCAAACAGACCUCCGUGGAUCCUCCGUGAACUCCAGAUUCCCUUCAGUUUAUGCUGCGCACCCGUUCAGAUAUACCGAAUUGAUAUUCUAUUACUAUUACGAAUUUGUAUGCUUUUCUCUGUGACGUGAAAUUUUCGUCGUGUACCUUAUUAAUAUUUGUUGAUUUUAACACAUUGACUGAAGAGAUACUUUCGUUUCAGAUAAACACAAAAUUUUCGAUCUCUAACAUCGAAAUUAAAGUAUCAAGUUAAAGAAUUAGUGUGCAAGUUCUCCGAAAGAUUCGUUUUUUUCAGGAGAAAUUCAAGCGAGGCAGAAGCAUUUACCACGACGACAACAGUUCGACUCUGGAUAUCCUUUUACAUUUCCUUGGGGCAUUAGACAACUCGCGUCAUUUAAACUUGACCUCGCAUAUAUUGCUCUUAGCGAUUAAACAAAAUCCAAAUAGAAAGAUACGUGCAACUUACUUUUUAAUACUCUAAGCUUUCAUUGCCCUUUGAAGAAGAUCCGAUAUUAAAAACUCUAAACAUGAUAAUGACAGCAGAUAUUUUUAACACAAGUGUAAAUGACUCCGACUACUAUGAUGACUACUAUGAUAACAUAUACAUACCAUAUGAUCAAAGACCUGAGACUUACUACGUGCCCGUAUUAUUUUUCUUAAUUUUGAUCGUUGGCGUAGUAGGAAAUGGUAUAUUAAUUCUCAUAUUGCUAUGUCAUGCUAGUAUGAGAAAUAUACCAAAUACGUAUGUGCUAUCUUUGGCUUUGGGGGAUUUACUGGUGAUUGUGAUUAGCGUACCUUUCACAUCAGUUGUUUACACAUUUGAAUCAUGGCCAUGGGGCUUAACUAUCUGCAAAGUAUCUGAAUAUGUUAAGGAUAUUUCAAUUGGUGUGUCAGUAUUUACUUUAGCUGCUUUGUCAGCCGAAAGAUAUUGCGCCAUUGUGAACCCUAUUCGUCGUCAUGUAGCAGGUUUAAGCGCAAAACCACUUACCAUUUUAAUGGCUUCCCUUAUUUGGGUCUUAGCGAUUGUCUUAGCCUUGCCCGCUGUGCUCUACUCUGAGGUAGAAACUGAAUUGUUAAUCACAAACCAGAGCAUUUCCUUCUGCAACCCUUUCCCUAAAAAUCUUGGAACGAUCUACGAAAAGAGUAUGAUAAUGUUUAAAUUUUUGGCAUAUUAUCUAAUACCGUUAUGCAUGAUAGCUGCUUUUUAUUUGGGGAUGGCAUGGAAUUUAACAUUAUCAACCAGGAACAUGCCAGGCGAGCUUCCUAGUAAUGAUCUCCAUAAUGAUCAGAUAAAAGCGCGCAAAAGGGUGAGCAAAAUGGUAGUGUGUUUCGUAAUAAUUUUCGUGAUUUGUUUUAUGCCGCAUCAUAUAUUCAUGCUGUGGUUCCAUUUUAAUCCCACAUCCCGUGAAGACUAUAAUACUUUUUGGCAUUACUUUAGAAUGGUUGCUUUCUGCCUCAGUUUCAGCAAUAGUUGCGUUAAUCCUAUUGCUCUCUACUUAAUUAGCCGCACAUUUCGUAAAAGAUUUAACAAAUAUUUAUGCUGCUGUCUACCGAAUGGUUCCACUACUUGCGGUAAAAAUCGAAUGAAAAACAGUAUAAUUCGCGGACAUGGUGUUUCUUCUCAAAGAAGUCAGCGAUUAUUUUGCGAUACCAGUUUCGGUUCCACCUUUCGAAGACGUACACAAGAAUUUAAUUCGACUGGGGUAUUUGAAAUGGGUAGUAUAGAGACUAAGCCUACCAUCGGCGAGGGUUGUUCUCAAACUAAUUUGAAGUAUAAAUCAGAUGAGGGACAUCAAUGUAAAUUGCAGUGCAAGUUGCAGCACCAUCAUUGUUGAUAAUAAUGGAUUAAAAUUUCAUCAGGAUGGUUGUGUGUAAUAUUGAAUACCACAAGUUUUACAUUACAAAGAUUUAAAAAAUGCAAUGACAGAUCUUAGAAAUUUUUAUUCAAAUUAAUAUUUCUGUAGUUAUUUCAAAGAUGAUGAAAUGUCCGCUUGUAAUUUUUUUAUUUACAAAAAUAGUUAGAAAAUAUAUGUACAUAUAUUGCGAUAUUUUUUAACCUAUAUUAUAUAUCUUUUCAGAUACGUAGUUUUUUUUAAAGUAGUAUUUGCGAAUUCAGACAGCAAUCCUUUUUGUUGAAAACGGCUUUAUAAAUAACGCGUUACUUCCCAAACUUGAAUAAUAUAUUCUAAAUUAGUUUUGCUUGAUACAUUUUAAUCCAAUUAUUUGUUGUUAUAACAAAACAUUUUCUUAACAUACAUGCGUAUUUCUUGCUCAGUCUAAUAUGGGUUAUCAGUUUUAAGUCUUGCCACAUGUUUGUUUUAAUUUCUAAAAUUAAGAUUUUUUAUCUUCUAAUGAGGUUAAGAGAUUAAAGAUUAACGUGUCUUUAAAAAAAUAUGUAUUUCUUUAUAAAUUUAAUAGAAUCCUAAAAUUAACAAAAGCUGAAUUUGUUUUUUAACGUAAUAAAUAAGUAGGCUGUAAAAAAGAUGAAAUAAUAAGAAGUAUAUGAUCAACGAGAUACGAUCUAAUAUUUGUUUUAUUAUCUCUUUUAUUACAGUAAUUGAUUUAAUUAAUAUCAAGUAAAAUUAGGUCUUAUUGUAAGUAUUUCAUGGAAAAAAACAUAAAAAAUAUGAAACAAAUAACAUGAAACAAAGUUCAUCUUAAAUCUUAGUAGCUUAUAAGUAAUCUCUGUGUGUGCGCGUGUGUGUGUGUAUGUGUGUACUAUAAUAAGUUAGUAUAUUUUAAACUUAAUUUAUACUAUUAACUGCUUAUAGAGAGUACAAAUAAAUAAUUUAAUGUAAAAUAAUUUAAGAGUUAACAAGAGCAAUAAUUUAAUUUAACAUAUUUUAAGAACAACUUUAUCAACAUAUAAAAUAGUUACUCUUUAUAUAUUAUUAUUAGAUAAAUAGAUAUGAGAUGCUCCGAAA